This is a messenger RNA of Rattus norvegicus (Norway rat), 2110 nucleotides long. The record is from RefSeq and is a predicted model, not a curated record. NCBI's taxonomy places the organism in Eukaryota, Metazoa, Chordata, Mammalia, Rodentia, Muridae.
ACAUCACUUUGGUCUGUCACCAUGACUACUGCAGAACUCUCACACUUCAGCAGUUGGUCUGCCAACUGCUGUAGUUGUCUUUGAUGUUUAGUGCCAAGGAAGAAGUAGAGUUUCAAGUCCUUUGAAAGACUACCCGGUCCAGGAUCCCUGUGAAGUGUUUGGCCUGUACCAGGAAAAAGCUUUCUCCUCACAUGGAAACCCACGGUGAGAAAGCGACACUAUUUCAUGGCGUACGUGGAAGCUUGCUGCUCGAAGGGCCCGUGGAAUUCAGAAGAGGCUGGAGGAAAAAGAAGCGCCAUCUCUUCUUGUUGAAUGAUCUUUUGGUUGUGUCUAAUAAUGUACACAAGAAGAAGUUUAAGAUAAAAUAUAUCAUCCCACUGAGUUACCUCUGGAUUUGUGACUAUGCAGACCUUGUGGGAGGAGACAACAGGACUGCCUCCAAGUCCAUCUUCCUUUGCUGGCCCAUGGAAAAUUUUGUGGCCACCUUCUGUACCAAGGAACAGAAAAAAUGGUGGUGGUUUUUCCUCCAAAGAUACAUCAAUGAGGCCAAGAUGAAUGGCGAGAGUAAGAGUGCUGCACUGCAGAUGGUCACAGAGGACAUCCGACGCUGCACCAGCGCAUGCGCCUGUAAGGCCAAAGAAGACAGUUAGGGUUCUUGACUAGGGGAGCAAGGUCAACAGAAUGUAUAAGAAUGGGGGAAUGAAGGGUGGUAGAGUAGGGGAGAGAGGCAAAAGAAGAAGCAGGAGAAAGGGAGGGAGAUAGAUUUCAGACACUACUGUGUGGAAAAUGUAGAUGUGUAUGUCAUGCAUGCAUAUAUGUGAAAAGGACUAGGAAGAAUGACGGAAGAAUAAAUUGAGUUAGCUGCAGUUCUAAAAAUGUAAGUAGUUCAUAUUAAAUUUAAAUUAUUAUAAACUGUUCUAAAUUUAAUUUACAAAUUAAAUAUGUCUUAUUUUUUAUUCAAGUAUAAUUAUAAAUAUGCAGGAGUUAUGAGAUAGGGAGACUACUAUAUACUAUUAAUUAUACAUAUUUACAUAGUUGGUGACAUUUUUCAGUUUUACCUUUUCUUCUGCUAUUUCUUUCUCUCUGACUCUCUGUACAUUGUACAUAAGUCAGGUGCAUAAUGAUAGCUCUUUAUUCUCAUCUCCUCUUAAAUAUAAGGAUAACUUAUUAUAUAACUACCAUUUGAGAAUGUGUCUGUGCACGUGUGUGUGUGUCUGUGUGUGCAUGUGUGUGCAUGUGUGUGUCUGUGUGUGUACAUGUGUGUGUCUAUGUGUAUAUGUCUGUCUGUGUGCAUGUAUGUCUGUGUGUCUGUGUGCCUGUAUGUGUCUAUGUCUGUCUGUGUACAUGUAUAUGUGUGUGUAUAUAUGUGUAUGUGUCUCUCUGUGUGUGCUUGUCUGUCUGUGUGCAGGUAUGUGUGUGUAUGUCUGUGUGUGUGUGUAUGUGUGUGUUCACGCCUGUGCCAAGGCAUCUGUGGAUAUUAGAGCACAUUUUGGAUUGACCUUUCUGUCCAAAUUUGUUGAGGGAUCUAACCUUAGUCAACAGGCUUGGUGAAGGAUUCUAUACCUGCUAAUUCCUGAUCUCAGCCAGAGAAAACUCCUCUAUCCACAUUCUGAGCAUAUGUCUAAGAUGGACUACUUACUGAUUGCUUUUACACAAGAUAUCACCUCUGCUCUUGAAUUCUUUGAUACUUCUUUUAUUCUUGGGCCACAGUUAGUAAUGUGAAAUCAGUGUCAGGUGGCUCAGGUGACAUUUUUGUAAAGAGCAUUUGCUUGGGAUAUAGUACAUUUAUAGAAAUAAUCCUUAGCACUAAGAUUCUCUCUCUCUCUCUCUCUCUCUCUCUCUCUCUCUCUCUCUCUCUCUCUCUCUCACACACACACACACACACACGGGAGGAGGUAGACACACACAGACAGGUGGGCAUAGAGGGAGCUAAGGCCAGACACACAGAAAGGCAGAGAUAAAGACUGAUCAAUUUAUCCUAAUCUAGACUUUUCCUUUAUCUCCUUAAAAAUCACACCUACAGAGACAUCUGCUGCUGUCUUUGCCCAAUCCAGAGGAAGACUCCCAUUUAUUCCCUCCAGGAUAAAUAAAAUAUUAUUUGUGUUGAGAA